CAAUCACGGAAGGAUCAAUAAGAACUUGGCUAAAACAUUUAUUUUGAGUAUAAAAAUAUUAAAUGAUAAUUGCAGAAAUUUGUAAGAAGAGAAAUAUAUAACAAAGAAAAUUAAAAUAAAUCUUAGUAUCUCUUUUCUAUAUGUAUAUAUGAAUAUGAACAUAUAUAUGAGAUCCAUCUCUAAUAAGUAUAUAUCAUAUAUAAAGCAAAUUUAGGUAUCAUGCUACAUAUACACAGCUAAUUUUCUAGGUAACAUGGCUAGAAACGCACAUUUUUUAUAGAUGUAUGAUUACUUAUUGAUUAGUCCUCUGUUACUGGCUAUUUAGAAGGAGUUCCAUUUUUAUGCAUUAUAAAUCAUACAGAUCACACUUCUUUUUACAUAAAUCUUUGUUUAAAUAUUUGAUUAUUUCCUUGGGACGGACUUCUAGAAGUAGAAAUACUAAAUCACAAGGUAAAACCAUUUUUUAAGGCCCUUAAUAUAUACGUUCAUCAAAUUGCCAUUGAGAGGGACCAUGCCAACUUAUAACACCAACAUAAUACAAUAAUUCCUAUUUUACAGCAGUCAUAUUUACUGAGAAUAUUUUUAAAACACUUAGAUAGACCAAAAAAAAUAUUGAAAUGUAAUUUCCUUCAUUAUGAGUGAAGGUAGUUUUUUCCCCAUAUUUUUAUUAGCCAUGAUCCCAUAAGAAAUAAACUGCUGCAAAACAAUGAACAGGAUUGCAACAGUUCCACGGGAAAGCACUCUGUAAAGAAUAAGUAGGAUCUUAGGUUAAGACCAAAAAAGGGAAUAUUUAUCAGGUGCCUCCUUUGCCCAGGACUGUGUUGGAAUAAUGAACCAUGUUUGGCUAUGUGUAACUAAAGCUACUUUUAUCUAGGUUGUCUCUAAUAAGCCUCCUAACCAUUCCAUGAGAAAAGUACCUGCUAUGGAUUGAUUUAUGCCCACCCCUCCUCCAAAAUUCAUAUGCUGAAGCCCUAACCCCCAAUGUGACUAUAUUUGGAGACAGGGCUUUUGGGAGGUAAUUUAGGCUACAGAGGUCAUAGAGGUGGGGCCCUAGUCCAAUAGGAUUCACGGCCUUAUAAGAAGAGAAAGAGAGAGCCAUCACUCUCCUGGUGUGCAUGCACUCAUGAAAGGCCAUGUAAGGACACAGCAAGAAGGCAGCCGUCUAUAGGGUAGGAAAAGAGGUCUCACCAGAACCUGACCAUGCUGGCACCCUGACCUCGGAUUUCUAGACUCCAGAGCUAUGAGGAAAUAAAUUUCUAUUGUUUAAGCCAUGCACUCUAGAGUAUUUUGUUUGAGUUGCCUGAGCAGACUAAGUGUGAGAUGGGAGAAGGAGAGCCUUUUGAAGCCAGACUUCUUGAAAUCAAAUCCCAGCCUUCCUGCUCACUAGCUCUAAGACUUUGGGCAAGUUGUGUGACUUUUCUGUGACUCAGUUUCCUCAUCUAUAAAAUGAUUUCAUACAUUUAUUUUUUAAAUUUUUUGAGGGGAAAAUACUUGGGACAAUGACUGGCACAUAUAUAUGGUGUAUAUGUGUGUGAGCUUGUUUUUAUGGUAUCUUUUCGAAUUAUAAUGCAAAAUAUGAAUCAUGGUUUUUUCUCUGGAUCUUAAAUUAUGGAAUCUAAGAAUUUUAGAAAACUAGCCAAUUCUCUGUUACUUUUACAGCCAUGAGUGAUAUGUUCUGUCAACCUGUAAAUAUAAGGAUCAAUCCACUCAUACCCGACCCUAAGCCACUGACGUUUGAUGGUACGACCUCUCAGGGAUCACCGAGGUUCAGAGAAACCAAAUACACGUUAAAACAGAGCCCUUGGUAAGAUGAACCCGUAAUCCCUCUAAGUAGAAAAGAAUUUUCAAACUGAGGGUCACAAUGUAUUAGUAGGCUGUGAAAUCAAUCUCAUGAUUUGCAACCAGCAUUUUUUAAAAAAUAAAAUAAACUAGAUGAAAAUAUAUCAGAAUGCACUUAAGAUAGUAUUGUUUUCAGAAUUUAUGUUUCAUAUGUGUGUGUAAGUGCACAUGUGAGCAUGUAUGUGAGACAGAGAGAGUGAAAGAGACUUUUCUACCUCACUUUGCAAUCAGAAGUUUGAAAGUCUCAUCAUCUCAUUUCCUCUUCAGAAGUAUUUCAAAUGUAGACUCUCUCUUUUCCCACACUCUCUCCUCAAAUGAAGCUCUUGUCUUUCUUCUGAGACUAUUACAACAGACUACCAACCUCUGACAUUAGGCUUUCCACAAUAAUUGUUUAUGUGAAAAAUCGAAAAUCAAGGCAACUACAACAAGCAUACAAGAAGACAACUACUACAAAAACACACAAGCUCUCUCCUUAAAAGCCUCCAGUGGUUGCCCAGUCUGUAGAAUGUCACCAAAUUUCUCACGCAGGCAUUUGCGGAUCUUUGCAAGAUGGUCCUUAUGGGAUUUUCCUUUGCUGAACCCUGGACUCUGGUCAUAUUACACCGUUCCCUCCACAUCCUCCUGGAAGGCCAGGCCUUGAAACUCUUAUACACCUCUGAGAAAGCUGAGUCCUAGAACAAGCCCAGAGAAACAUCCUAGACAUUAUUCCAAUAACUUUUCCCACAGCUCUGCAGGACACCUGCCAGCCCAGUCCUGUUAGAGAUCUGGAUCUGUUGUUUCCACUGAGCUCUUCAGACCAGGGUUCCUGCCUCAUAUUUUAUAGUUAAUUAAGUGCAGGGAUUGUAUCUGUUUCCUUACAUAUUCUUUUUGAGGGUGGAGGGUGAAGAGGGUGGGUGUGGGUAUAGGGGUAAGGUUUGAACUAAUGAAACCAGAAGCAAAACUCAGUUCAAGAUGCCCUCUACAAGGCGGACCUGAUUUUGGCCAAGCAGAUAUCAUGUGUGAAAUCCAGGUAAUUUACUCCAUGCUUGAGGGUCUGCUAUCAAGCCUUAGGGACUGAGAAGUGGUUUUAGUCACAAGCAAUCCACAUGCCUGUAGAUCAUUGUUUAUUAGAUUGUUUGCCCAAAUAAGGUGUUAUCCUGAAGUUUUUUGACAAUUCUAAAAGAAUCUUCCAACUCUGCAGUGAGACAUCUAAGAUAUCUGUGUUACUUCCCUCAUAUACAUAAAUAAUUUUCAAUAAAAAUCAGGGCGUGAAUAAUUUAUUUUCUCCACCAACUGAAAGCCAACCAUUUGGAAGACCAGUUAGAAGAGAUGAGAUAAGUCAUUCAUUAAAAAUCACUUUUAUAUUUACACGGAAAAGGGGAAGUUUUGUGCUUCCCUUUGAAUUUUGUUGAAAAUCGAGGGCUUUAUUGAACAGUUUUGGCAUGCAGGGUCAUUUUUCAUUAAAAGGCAAAAAGGCAUCUGAAAUCUGUAUCUCCAUGGUUUAUUCAGCAGUGGAACCUGGGCGAUUCCGUGCAGAGGGUAUUCGAGGCAUUCAACUUUUGGCAGGGAAACAAACACAAAUGCUCCUUCCCCAAGGGGCGGGGGCGGUGCCUGAGCGACGCACCAAUCACAGCGCGCCCUGCCCUAUAUAAGGCCCUGAGGCCCGUUCAGUAGUUUAUGCUAUUUGCUAGGUGGUACGUAUUGCUCUACUCUAAUGUAAUGUCUGAGAUGGUGCCCGUUGCUUUAGCGGACCGGGUUCCACCGUCCAUGGAGAAACCUCCCCCCCAAAAAAGGGGCAAGAAGCCGGUUGGUUUGACGGGUGAAAGUCGCAAGACCACAAGCGCCUCAUUGUCCAAGUUGAUCAUCGAGGCCCUUUCCAUUUCUCAAGAGAGAGCUGGCAUGUCUGUGGUAGCGCUGAAAAAGGCGCUAGCAGCCGUGGGCUAUGACGUGGAGAAGAACAACAGCCGCAUCAAGCUGGGUCUCAAGAGCCUGGUUAGCAAAGGAAUUCUGGUGCAGACCAGGGGUACCGGUGCUUCCGGCUCUUUCAAGCUCAGCAAGAAGGUUGCUGCUGAGCCCCCCAAGGGAAAGGUCAAGAAGCCUGCUUCUACCAAGACGAAGAAGCAUGUCUUGGCCGGAGACUCCAAAUCUCCGCAGAAAGCUAAGACCAACAAAAGAGCAAAGGCGCCGAGGACAACAAUGGCUGAGAAAGCAGGUUCGAGUGGCAGAAAAGCUAAAGGCGCCAAGGGCAAGCAACAACGGCAAAGUCCAGCGAAGGCCAGAGCAGGGAAGCCCAAGGCUGGGAAUUCUAAACUGACCCAGCUGAAGACUAAUCCUAGGAAAGCAACAACCAAGAAGUAACAUUUCGGCAACGGCCAGUUUUCAUAGAACCCAACGGCUCUUUUAAGAGCCACUCAAAUGAUUUUGAGGGUGUAACAUUGCGUGUUCAGAAGACCCCGGAAGAAAAGACUAUUCGUCAACUUUAUCGCUUGACAAUGAGCAAGAUUGUGAUUUCGUGAGAGUGUCUUGUCAGACAAACGGUACAGCCUCUGAAGAGCUUCGGAUACUCAAUGGUACGCUGACUGCCCAGUUCCAGAAAGUUAGGUUGUCCAUCCUAAUAAAAACAAGGCACAUUCCUUGUAUGUAAGUUCCUAAAUGCUUAGAGAAGUGCUGGAUUUUAAGUCGAGAGAGGAGAGAUCAGCUCCGUGCCCAACCAUACCUGACCAUGUUUUUUCACCUAAUGAUACUCUAGUAUAUGAUUUAACGUGCCUUUCCAUGUAAGAUUUCUGAACUCAGUCUCCAUGGACUUUACAGGGGUUAAUAUACAGAAACCAAGGUCUCAGUUUGGAUUAGUGAGAAGUUUACCUCUCGUUAAACAGAUUUCUUUCCACUAUGAUUCGUUGCGUAAAUCACAGAUGUUUCCGUUUUACAUCUGCAAGAAUAUUGAAAUGCCUUUCACCUUCAUUAGUUUGCAAGUAGUUACCAGAUGACUUUAUAUAUUAAGCACAUACUGUUACAUUAAAAUUUGGUUUGAUAAUAUCAUUAGUCUUAAUAUAAUUGUUCUCUAUUUAUGAAGAGAAUGAUCGGCUUGUUCAGGUUGUGCUACACAGGCUGAAAAACUUUAACUCUAAAACGUGUGGAGAUGUUGGAGGUUCAAAUAUUAGGGUGUGACCUUUAAAUCACAAACCUGCUUGUACUAGGAAACGCUUAGGGUCGGAGUUAAAGCAUCUUUUCCGCUUUAAACAGUUUAGUUUGUUUUCACUUAGUUUGUAAUUUAGCGUUCUUAAAGAUCCUCGUAAAAUAAAUUUAUACUGUUAAUCUUAUUUGGGCCUUGGUAUUGGGGGCGACUUCGAACAAAGCCCAUUGCAAAACUACGUAAUUAAUGCAGUCACACAUACAAACAUGUUCUAUAUCCUGUCUGAAUUCAUUUGUAUAAUCGGGCCACAGAAAAAAAAAUUAAUUGUAUCCUAUAUGGAAAACGACUAAAUACAAUGGUUUCAAUUUGUACAGAAUCAGCCACAGCCCUGCUUUGCUUGGAUAAGGUGGCCAUUGUUUCCCUCUGAGGUUGGAGUUGGGAUAGUGCAGGAAAAUUCUUCACUUGCUGGACAAGGCAGUGAGCUACUUCUCUGUGUCCAGCAGUGGACUGACCCCAGACUAUCACCGCAAAGAGAAAGGAGGAACAACUGGCUUCAUCCCGCCCAGAAGCCAGCCGACCUCCCGGCACUACUCCAACCUGUGUAGAAGCGGCUCGGCCACUCUGCGCCUUUGUUCCUCGGGCCCAUUAGCGCCUGGAUUGCAUCGGAUUAAAAAGUUAACCAAUGAACGUUUUCCCUUAAGUUCCGGGUACCGGUAUGAAACCCCUUGUUUUGGCCAAUAGGAAAACAGCCUUGUAACACCACCCUCCGCAAUUAAACAGUGGUUUCUUCGCCACACUGAGAA
Messenger RNA from Delphinapterus leucas (beluga whale), 5754 nucleotides. It is a transcript of the gene H1-6, whose product is annotated as H1.6 linker histone, cluster member. Gene Ontology annotation, cellular component: nucleosome. The record is from RefSeq and is a predicted model, not a curated record. NCBI's taxonomy places the organism in Eukaryota, Metazoa, Chordata, Mammalia, Artiodactyla, Monodontidae. Gene Ontology annotation, biological process: nucleosome assembly. Gene Ontology annotation, molecular function: DNA binding; structural constituent of chromatin.